Molecule: messenger RNA, 9180 nt
Organism: Puma concolor (puma)
Lineage: Eukaryota; Metazoa; Chordata; Mammalia; Carnivora; Felidae
Source: RefSeq, a predicted model, not a curated record
CUGUGCUUCUUCCAACUUUCAUUCCACUUUGGGAAAAAAGAAUAUCAUCAUGUCAAGCAUUACGAUUGACCCAGAUGUCAAGCCUGGUGAAUAUGUCAUCAAGAGCCUCUUUGCAGAAUUUGCUGUUCAAGCUGAAAAGAAAAUUGAAGUUGUAAUGGCUGAACCCUUGGAGAAGCCAUUGUCUAGAUCUCUUCAAAGAGGUGAAGAUCUUCAGUUUGACCAGUUGAUAAGCUCUAUGAGCUCCGUAGCAGAGCACUGUCUCCCUUCCUUACUUCGCACCUUGUUUGACUGGUACAGACGCCAGAAUGGAACUGAAGACGAAUCUUAUGAGUACAGGCCUCGAUCUAGCACAAAGUCUAAGGGGGAUGAACAGCAACGUGAAAGAGAUUAUCUUCUUGAGAGGAGAGACUUAGCUGUAGAUUUCAUUUUUUGUUUAGUUUUAGUUGAAGUUCUAAAGCAGAUUCCUGUUCAUCCUGUGCCCGAUCCCUUAGUUCAUGAAGUUCUAAACUUAGCUUUUAAGCACUUUAAACAUAAGGAAGGAUAUUCAGGAACCAACACUGGGAAUGUGCAUAUUAUUGCAGAUUUAUAUGCAGAGGUGAUAGGGGUUCUUGCCCAAUCAAAAUUUCAGGCUGUGAGGAAGAAGUUUGUGACAGAAUUGAAAGAACUGCGGCAAAAGGAACAAAGUCCCCAUGUGGUACAAAGCAUCAUCAGCUUAAUAAUGGGAAUGAAGUUUUUUCGAGUAAAAAUGUAUCCUGUAGAAGAUUUUGAAGCAUCAUUUCAGUUCAUGCAGGAAUGUGCUCAGUAUUUCUUAGAAGUAAAAGAUAAAGAUAUAAAGCAUGCACUUGCUGGUUUAUUUGUGGAGAUUCUUAUCCCUGUAGCUGCUGCUGUUAAAAAUGAAGUGAAUGUUCCCUGUUUGAAAAAUUUUGUGGAGAUGCUUUAUCAGACUACUUUUGAACUGAGCUCCAGGAAGAAGCAUUCAUUGGCUCUUUAUCCACUAAUUACCUGCCUUUUAUGUGUCAGUCAGAAACAGUUUUUUUUAAAUAACUGGCAUAUUUUCCUACAGAACUGUUUGUCACAUUUAAAGAAUAAAGAUCCUAAAAUGUCUCGAGUUGCACUGGAAUCUUUGUAUAGAUUGUUGUGGGUUUAUGUAAUUAGAAUAAAAUGUGAAAGCAACACUGUAACUCAGAGUCGUCUUAUGAGCAUAGUGUCAGCACUUUUUCCGAAAGGUUCACGUAGUGUGGUUCCUCGUGAUACACCUCUCAAUAUAUUUGUGAAGAUUAUCCAGUUCAUUGCUCAGGAACGUUUGGAUUUUGCAAUGAAAGAAAUAAUAUUUGAUCUUCUCAGUGUUGGAAAAUCUACUAAAACUUUCACCAUUAAUCCAGAGAGAAUGAACAUAGGCCUGAGAGUCUUCCUUGUAAUAGCAGACAGUUUGCAGCAGAAGGACGGAGAGCCACCGAUGCCAACAACAGGGGUCAUCCUUCCCUCAGGAAACACUCUCCGUGUAAAGAAAAUUUUUCUCAAUAAAACGUUGACGGACGAGGAAGCAAAAGUCAUAGGAAUGUCAGUGUACUAUCCUCAAGUGAGAAAAGCAUUAGAUAGCAUUCUCAGACAUUUGGACAAAGAAGUUGGGAGACCAAUGUGUAUGACUAGCGUGCAGAUGUCCAAUAAGGAGCCUGAAGAUAUGAUUACAGGGGAAAGAAAACCCAAAAUUGAUUUGUUUAGGACUUGUGUUGCUGCUAUUCCAAGGCUGAUUCCUGAUGGUAUGAGCAGAACUGACCUCAUUGAAUUGUUAGCAAGGCUCACAAUUCAUAUGGAUGAAGAACUACGUGCUCUGGCUUUCAAUACCCUGCAGGCACUAAUGCUUGAUUUUCCAGAUUGGCGGGAGGAUGUUCUUUCAGGAUUUGUUUAUUUUAUUGUUCGUGAAGUGACUGAUGUCCAUCCCACGCUUCUUGAUAAUGCUGUAAAGAUGUUGGUACAAUUAAUAAAUCAGUGGAAACAGGCAACCCAAAUGCACAACAAAAACCAGGACUCCCAGCAUGGUGUGGCUAAUGGAGCUUCUCAUCCCCCUCCUCUGGAAAGGAGCCCGUAUUCCAACGUAUUCCAUGUGGUCGAAGGGUUUGCACUUGUCAUUCUCUGUAGCAGUCGACCUGCGACUAGGAGAUUAGCUGUCAGUGUCCUUAGAGAAAUACGGGCUUUGUUUGCACUUUUGGAAAUACCUAAGGGUGAUGAUGAAUUAGCCAUAGAUGUGAUGGACAGGCUGAGCCCAUCCAUUCUUGAGAGCUUCAUACACCUCACUGGAGCUGAUCAGACUACUUUGCUGUAUUGCCCUAGCUCGAUAGAUUUACAGACAUUAGCAGAAUGGAACUCUUCUCCUAUCAGCCACCAGUUUGAUGUGAUCAGCCCAUCACACAUAUGGGUAUUUGCACAUGUGACCCAAGGCCAAGACCCAUGGAUUAUAAGUCUCUCCAGUUUUUUAAAGCAAGAAAACCUUCCCAAACACUGCUGUACAGCUGUGAGCUAUGCUUGGAUGUUUGCAUACACAAGACUUCAGUUAUUGUCCCCACAGGUUGAUAUAAACAGCCCCAUCAAUGCUAAGAAAGUGAACACUACCACAAGCAGUGACUCCUACGUCGGCCUGUGGAGAAACUAUCUGCUCCUUUGCUGCAGUGCGGCGACAUCCACGACCUCUUCAACAUCUGCAGGUUCUGUGAGGUGUUCUCCUCCCGAGACGCUGGCGUCUACCCCUGAUAGUGGCUAUAGCAUUGAUUCCAAAAUUAUCGGCAUCCCAUCCCCUUCAUCCUUGUUUAAGCACAUAGUUCCAAUGAUGCGCUCUGAGAGCAUAGAGAUCACAGAAUCCCUUGUUCUAGGUCUUGGCAGGACCAACCCAGGAGCUUUUAGGGAACUAAUAGAGGAAUUGCAUCCCAUAAUUAAAGAAGCACUCGAAAGAAGGCCAGAGAAUAUGAAGCGUCGCAGGCGUCGAGAUAUUUUGCGAGUACAACUGGUACGAAUAUUUGAACUGCUGGCAGAUGCGGGUGUCAUUAGUCACAGUGCAAGUGGUGGCCUUGAUAAUGAAACACAUUUUCUCAACAACACUUUAUUGGAAUAUGUAGAUUUAACUCGACAACUCCUGGAAGCAGAAAAUGAGAAAGACUCUGACACACUGAAGGAUAUACGAUGCCAUUUUAGUGCCUUAGUGGCGAAUAUCAUUCAGAAUGUUCCAGUGCACCAGAGAAGAAGUAUCUUCCCUCAACAGAGCCUUCGUCACAGUCUGUUUAUGCUGUUCAGUCACUGGGCAGGCCCUUUCAGCAUCAUGUUUACACCCUUGGACAGAUACAGUGACAGAAAUAUGCAAAUUAACAGACAUCAGUACUGUGCCCUAAAGGCUAUGUCUGCUGUACUAUGUUGUGGCCCUGUUGCAGAUAAUGUAGGACUUUCAUCAGAUGGCUAUUUGUACAAAUGGUUGGAUAACAUUUUGGACUCUCUGGACAAAAAGGUUCAUCAGUUGGGCUGUGAAGCAGUUACAUUACUGCUGGAGCUGAACCCGGAUCAGAGCAACCUGAUGUACUGGGCUGUGGACCGAUGUUACACUGGUUCCAAGAGAGUGGCAGCUGGCUGCUUUAAAGCCAUAGCUAAUGUAUUCCAGAACAGGGAUUAUCAGUGUGAUACAGUGAUGCUCCUGAAUCUGAUCCUGUUUAAAGCAGCUGAUUCUUCUCGAAGCAUCUAUGAGGUUGCUAUGCAACUUUUACAGAUCCUGGAACCGAAGAUGUUUCGCUAUGCUCACAAAUUGGAAGUUCAGAGAACAGAUGGAGUACUUAGCCAGCUGUCUCCUCUGCCGCACCUGUAUUCUGUUUCGUAUUAUCAGUUAUCCGAGGAGUUAGCAAGGGCUUAUCCUGAGCUAACUCUCGCCAUGUUCUCAGAGAUAAGCCAGAGAAUUCAGACGGCUCACCCUGCCGGGAGGCAAGUAAUGCUACACUACCUGUUACCGUGGAUGAACAACAUCGAGUUGGUAGAUUUAAAACCUUUGCCCACAGCGAGGCGACACAAUGAAGAGGAAGACGACUCCUUAAAAGACCGAGAACUUAUGGUGACUAGCAGGCGCUGGUUGCGAGGAGAAGGCUGGGGGUCCCCACAAGCCACUGCGAUGGUUUUGAACAACCUAAUGUACAUGACAGCAAAGUAUGGUGAUGAGCUGGCCUGGUCGGAGGUGGAGAACGUGUGGACCACACUUGCAGAUGGCUGGCCAAAAAACCUGAAAAUAAUUUUGCACUUUCUGAUCAGCAUUUGCGGAGUGAAUAGUGAACCAAGCCUCUUGCCUUACGUGAAGAAAGUUAUUGUCUAUUUAGGUAGAGACAAAACGAUGCAGUUGCUGGAGGAGCUGGUGCGGGAACUGCAGCUGACAGACCCCGUCAGCUCGGGGGUCACUCACAUGGAUAACCCCCCGUAUUACCGCAUCACUUCCAGCUGCAAAAUCCCUUCUGUCACCUCAGGAACUACUUCCAGUAGCAAUACAAUGGUAGCUCCCAUAGAUGGCAAUCCCGAUAAUAAGCCCAUAAAAGAGAAUAUUGAAGAGAGCUAUGUGCACCUAGACAUCUACAGUGGACUAAACAGUCACUUAAAUCGUCAACAUCACAGACUAGAAUCUCGAUACAGUAGCAGCUCUGGAGGAUCUUAUGAAGAAGAAAAAAGUGAUUCAAUGCCACUUUAUUCUAAUUGGCGACUGAAAGUGAUGGAGCAUAAUCAAGGAGAGCCACUACCCUUCCCACCAGCUGGAGGCUGCUGGUCACCACUGGUGGAUUACUUGCCUGAAACGUCAUCACCUGGAUUACCUCUUCACAGGUGUAACAUAGCUGUGAUCCUUUUGACGGAUCUGAUCAUUGACCACAGUGUGAAGGUGGAAUGGGGAAGCUACCUCCAUCUUCUUCUUCAUGCAAUUUUUAUAGGGUCUGACCACUGCCACCCCGAGGUGUACGAGCACUGUAAGCGCCUGCUCCUGCACCUGCUAAUAGUCACGGGACCCAGCAGUAACAUCCGCGCUGUUGCCUCUGUCCUGCUCAGGAACAGGGAGUUUAACGAGCCCAGGGCGCUCACGGUCAAACAGACCGCGCACUUAGAUUACACUUGCACAGCGGGCGUUAGUGAUUUUAUACCUGAUUACCAGCCCUCCCCUAUGACUGACUCAGGGCUUAGCUCAAGUUCUACCUCUUCUAGUAUCAGCUUAGGAAAUAACAGCGCUGCCAUUUCCCAUCUACACACCACUCUCCUCAAUGAGGUCGACAUCUCCGUAGAGCAGGAUGGAAAAGUCAAAACCCUCAUGGAAUUCAUUACCUCAAGAAAAAGAGGGCCCCUUUGGAACCAUGAGGAUGUUUCUGCCAAGAAUCCUAACAUCAAGAGUGCUGAGCAGUUAACUACAUUUUUGAAACAUGUGGUUUCUGUUUUUAAGCAGUCAAGCUCAGAAGGAAUGCAUUUGGAACAUCAUCUUAGUGAAGUUGCUCUACAAACAGCACUUUCUUGUUCUUCUCGACACUAUGCUGGGAGAUCCUUCCAGAUUUUCAGGGCCCUAAAGCAGCCUCUUUCUGCAACUACACUUUCUGAUGUUCUCUCCAGACUUGUAGAAACUGUAGGGGAUCCGGGAGAAGAUGCACAGGGGUUUGUGAUCGAACUCCUGCUCACAUUGGAGUCUGCGAUUGACACUUUGGCCGAAACCAUGAAGCAUUACGAUCUUCUUUCUGCCCUUUCUCAAACCUCAUACCGUGAUCCUCUAAUGGGAAACAAGUAUGCAGCUAACAGGAAAAGCACUGGACAACUCAAUCUAAGCACAAGUCCCAUUAACAGCAGCAGUUAUUUGGGAUAUAACAGUAAUGCAAGAAGUAACUCUUUGAGAUUAAGUUUAAUUGGUGACCGAAGAGGUGACCGGCGGAGGAGUAACACACUGGACAUAAUGGAUGGACGGAUAAACCAUAGCAAUAGUUUAGCAAGGACUAGAAGCCUUUCCUCCCUGCGAGAGAAAGGCAUGUAUGACGUGCAGUCCCCUACUGAGCCUGCCAACUUGAUGGCCACCAUUUUUUGGAUAGCAGCAUCGCUAUUAGAAUCGGAUUACGAAUAUGAAUACCUCCUGGCUCUCAGGCUUCUCAACAAACUGCUUAUCCAUUUGCCUUUGGAUAAAUCAGAGAGUCGAGAGAAGAUUGAAAAUGUACAAAGCAAAUUGAAAUGGAGUAACUUCCCAGGCCUUCAGCAGCUCUUCCUUAAGGGUUUUACCUCAGUAUCUACACAAGAGAUGACCGUGCACCUCCUCAGUAAACUCAUCGCCGUCUCCAAGCACACGUUGGUGGAUCCUUCCCAGUUGUCAGGCUUUCCUCUUAACAUCCUUUGCUUAUUGCCUCACUUAAUCCAGCAUUUUGACAGCCCAACUCAGUUUUGCAAAGAAACAGCUAGUCGAAUAGCAAAGGUGUGUGCAGAAGAGAAAUGCCCAGCGCUGGUCAAUCUGGCUCACAUGAUGAGUUUGUAUAGUACACACACAUAUUCCAGAGACUGUUCUAACUGGAUCAACGUAGUAUGUAGAUAUCUGCAUGAUUCCUUCUCAGAUACUACAUUUAAUCUUGUGACUUAUCUUGCAGAGCUGUUAGAGAAAGGAUUGUCCAGCAUGCAGCAGUCAUUACUACAGAUCAUCUAUAGUCUUUUGAGCCAUAUUGACCUCUCUGCUGCCCCGGUCAAGCAGUUUAAUCUGGAGAUCAUAAAGAUUAUUGGUAAAUAUGUACAGAGUCCUUACUGGAAGGAAGCCCUUAACAUAUUAAAACUAGUGGUCUCUCGCUCUGCAAGUCUCGUUGUGCCCAACGAUAUCCCCAAGACCUAUGGAGGAGAUCUAGGUUCUCCUGAAAUAUCCUUCACCAAGAUUUUUAAUAGUGUCUCCAAGGAGUUGCCUGGGAAGACCUUAGAUUUUCAUUUUGAUAUAUCUGAGACACCAAUCAUUGGAAAUAAGUAUGGCGAUCAGCAUAGUGCAGCUGGAAGAAAUGGGAAACCCAAAGUUAUUGCAGUUACUAGGAGUACUUCUUCUACUUCUUCUGGUUCUAAUUCUAAUGCCUUGGUUCCUGUUAGCUGGAAAAGGCCACAGUUAUCACAGCGAAGAACAAGAGAAAAGCUAAUGAAUGUGCUUUCUCUCUGUGGUCCAGAAUCUGGCCUUCCAAAGAAUCCAUCCGUUGUAUUUUCUUCUAAUGAGGAUUUGGAAGUUGGUGACCAACAGACCAGCCUAAUUUCUGCAACAGAAGACAUGAUUCAAGAGGAAGAAGUGGCCGUGGAAGACAACAGCAGUGAACAACAAUUUGGCGUUUUUAAGGAUUUUGACUUUUUAGAUGUUGAAUUGGAAGAUGCAGAGGGUGAAAGUAUGGACAAUUUCAACUGGGGAGUCCGCAGGCGCUCACUGGACAGUAUUGACAAAGGGGACACUCCCUCCCUCCAAGAGUACCAGUGCUCCAGCAGCACCCCCAGCCUGAACCUGACCAACCAAGAAGACACGGACGAGUCCUCGGAAGAGGAAGCAGCUCUCACAGCAAGCCAGAUACUGUCCCGCACACAGAUGUUAAACAGUGAUUCUACUGCAGACGAAACACUGCCAGACCAUCCCGAUCUACUUGUUCAGUCUCAAGAUUCCACUGGCAGCGUCUCAACAGAAGAAGUGCUUCAAAUCAGAGAUGAGACCCCAAGUUUGGAGGCUUCUCUAGAUAAUGCUAACAGCCAGCUGCCUGAGGAUACAGGUUCAGUGUUAAAGGAGGAACAAGUUCUGACAAGCUUUGAAGAUGAAGGGUCAUAUAUAAUUCAAGAACAGCAGGAUUCUCUCGUGUGUCGAGGGAUUCUCAACUUGGAAGACACAGACAUGCCAGAGCCCCUGGCUCCUGAGAGCUACCCUGAGUCCAUCUGUGAAGAAGAUGUCACCUUGGCUUUGAAAGAACUAGACGAAAGAUGUGAAGAAGAAGAAGCAGAUUUCUCUGGACUGUCUAGUCAAGAUGAAAAAGAGCAAGAUGGCUUUCCAGAAGUCCAGACCUCCCCUCUGCCAUCACCAUUUCUUUCUGCCAUAAUAGCUGCCUUUCAGCCGGUUGCAUAUGACGACGACGAAGAAGCCUGGCACCGCCACGUCAGCCAGAUGCUGUCUGACACCGACGGGUCCUGUGCAGUGUUUACUUUUCACGUGUUUUCCAGGCUGUUUCAGACAAUUCAGAGAAAGUUUGGAGACAUAACUAAUGAGGCAGUCAGCUUUCUUGGUGAGAGUCUGCAACGCAUUGGUACCAAAUUUAAAAGUUCACUGGAAGUGAUGAUGAUGUGUUCAGAAUGCCCAACAGUCUUUGUGGAUGCUGAAACACUGACGUCAUGCGGUUUGCUGCAAACACUCAAGUUCAGUGUUUUGGAGUUGCAAGAGCAUCUGGAUACCUACAAUGCCAAAAGAGAAGCAGCUGAGCAGUGGUUAGACAACUGUAAGAGGACAUUUGGUGCCAAAGAAGACGUGUAUAGGAUAAACACAGAUGCACAGCAAAUGGAAAUUCUAGCAGGCCUGGAGCUCUGUCGAAGGCUGUACAAACUACAUUUUCAGUUGCUGCUUCUGUUCCAAGCCUACUGUAAAUUGAUCAACCAAGUAAACACAAUAAAAAAUGAAGCAGAGGUCAUCAACAUGUCCGAGGAACUUGCCCAACUGGAAAAUAUCCUCAAAGAAGCAGAGUCUGCUUCAGAAAAUGAAGAAAUUGACAUUUCCAAAGCUGCACAAACUACCAUAGAAACUGCCAUUCAUUCUUUAAUUGAAACUCUGAGAAAUAAGGAGUUUAUUUCAGCUGUGGCACAAGUCAAAGCCUUCAGAUCUCUCUGGCCAAACGAUAUCUUUGGCAGUUGUGAGGAUGACCCUGUGCAGACGCUGUUGCACAUCUACUUCCAUCACCAGACGCUGGGCCAGACGGGGAGCUUCGCGGUCAUAGGCUCUGACCUGGACAUGUCAGAGGCCAACCACAAACUGAUGGAGCUCAAUCUAGAAAUAAGGGAGUCCCUACGCAUGGUGCAGUCAUACCAGCUCUUAGCACAGGCCAACCCAGUCGGAACUUUGGUGAGCACCGGAUUCUGAGAAGCUUCCAGGCGUUUAGGGAAGACACUAAACUGAAGAUGAUGCAGAAUAUUCAUGAGCACCUUUUACGAACCCUCGCAGUU